Molecule: messenger RNA, 5723 nt
Organism: Gymnogyps californianus (California condor)
Lineage: Eukaryota; Metazoa; Chordata; Aves; Accipitriformes; Cathartidae
Gene: OGDHL
Product: oxoglutarate dehydrogenase L
Exons: 22
Coding region: 25-3069 (1014 amino acids)
Biological process (GO): tricarboxylic acid cycle
Cellular component (GO): oxoglutarate dehydrogenase complex; mitochondrion
Molecular function (GO): thiamine pyrophosphate binding; oxoglutarate dehydrogenase (succinyl-transferring) activity
Source: RefSeq, a predicted model, not a curated record
GAAUCUUCUGUCUAAUAAACGAACAUGAGUCAUCUGAAGUUGUUUGCGGCUACGCUGAAGUGGCAUGGCAUUAAACUUCUGGAAAAGCAAGAUAUAGCCAGAAGGGUAUUUUUACAUGGCCAACGGUAUGUUUCAUCAGGAACCUCAGAACCAUUCCUGAGUGGCAGUAAUUCAAAUUAUGUGGAGGAAAUGUAUUAUGCAUGGCUUGAAAACCCUAAAAGCGUACAUAAGUCCUGGGAUUUGUUUUUCCGAAAUGCUAAUGCUGGCCAAGCAUAUGAUCCCCAUCUACCAGAUCAGUUGGAAAGAAAGGCAUCAUUUCUUCAGAGUCAUGGCCUGGCCCAGACACCAGGUAAAGCUGAAAAGCUUGUUGAAGAUCACCUUGCUGUGCAGUCUUUGAUAAGAGCAUACCAAAUCCGCGGCCAUCAUGUGGCUCAGCUGGAUCCCCUUGGAAUUCUGGAUGCAGACUUGGAUUCCUUUGUUCCAUCUGACUUAAUCACUACAAUCGAUAAACUUGGGUUUUAUGGUUUGCAUGAAUCAGAUCUGGACAAAGUCUUUCAGCUGCCUACAACCACCUUCAUAGGAGGAAAUGAGAACAGUCUUUCUCUACGAGAGAUCAUCAAACGGCUGGAGAAUACCUAUUGCCAACACAUUGGCUUGGAGUUUAUGUUCAUCAAUGAUGUGGAGCAGUGCCAGUGGAUCCGGCAGAAGUUUGAGACGCCGGGAGUUAUGAAGUUCACUAAUGAGGAAAAAAGGACUUUGUUGGCAAGGCUGGUGCGCUCGAUGAGAUUUGAAGACUUCCUUGCUCGCAAGUGGUCUUCCGAAAAGAGAUUUGGUUUGGAAGGAUGUGAAGUAAUGAUUCCUGCACUUAAGACCAUCAUUGAUAAAUCCAGCGAAAUGGGAAUUGAAUACGUUAUAAUGGGGAUGCCUCAUAGAGGUAGGCUGAAUGUAUUGGCUAACGUAAUCCGAAAAGAGCUGGAACAGAUCUUCUGUCAGUUUGAUCCCAAACUUGAAGCAGCUGAUGAGGGAUCUGGGGAUGUAAAAUAUCAUCUGGGAAUGUACCAUGAGAGGAUCAACCGAGCAACAAACAAGAAAAUCACUCUGUCCCUGAUGGCUAACCCUUCUCACUUGGAAGCAGUUGAUCCUGUUGUGCAAGGGAAAACAAAAGCUGAACAAUUUUAUCGAGGGGAUACAGCAGGGAAAAAGGUUAUGUCCAUAUUAUUACAUGGAGAUGCUGCCUUUGCAGGACAAGGAGUGGUUUAUGAGACAUUUCAUCUUAGUGACCUCCCAUCCUACACCACGAAUGGCACUAUUCAUGUUGUGGUCAACAACCAGAUUGGCUUCACCACAGACCCCCGUAUGGCCCGUUCAUCUCCAUAUCCUACUGAUGUUGCUCGUGUGGUCAAUGCUCCCAUUUUUCAUGUGAAUGCUGAUGACCCUGAAGCAGUAAUGUAUGUGUGCAGUGUAGCUGCAGAAUGGCGAAACACAUUCAAUAAAGAUGUGGUGGUUGACUUGGUUUGUUACCGUAGGAGAGGGCACAACGAAAUGGAUGAACCGAUGUUCACCCAGCCUCUAAUGUACAAGCAGAUUCAUAAGCAAGUGCCAGUGCUGAAGAAGUAUGCUGACAAACUGAUUGCAGAUGGGACUGUAACACUGCAGGAGUUUGAGGAAGAAAUUGCAAAGUAUGAUAGAAUAUGUGAAGAAGCAUAUACUAGAUCUAAGGAUAAUAAGAUCCUACAUAUCAAGCACUGGCUUGAUUCACCUUGGCCUGGAUUCUUUAACGUGGAUGGAGAACCCAAGAGCAUGUCUUGUCCUCCAACUGGCAUUUCAGAAGACCUGCUGACUCACAUUGGCAAUGUAGCUAGUUCAGUGCCAGUCAAAGACUUCAAAAUACAUGCAGGACUCUCUCGGAUUUUGAGAGCCCGCUUGGAAAUGACCAAGAACAGGGUUGUUGACUGGGCCUUAGCAGAAUACAUGGCUUUUGGCUCUUUUCUGAAAGAAGGGAUCCAUGUCCGACUAAGUGGACAGGAUGUGGAGAGGGGCACUUUUAGCCAUCGUCAUCAUGUGCUUCAUGAUCAAGAAGUUGACAAGAGAACGUGUGUUCCCAUGAAUCACCUCUGGGAGCAGCAGGCCCCCUAUACUGUGUGCAACAGCUCCCUUUCCGAAUAUGGUGUCUUAGGUUUUGAACUUGGCUUUGCUAUGGCAAGUCCCAAUGCCCUGGUGUGCUGGGAGGCCCAGUUUGGCGACUUCCACAACACGGCACAGUGUAUAAUAGACCAGUUCAUCAGCUCCGGCCAGGCCAAGUGGGUUCGUCACAACGGGAUCGUCCUGCUCUUGCCACACGGAAUGGAAGGAAUGGGUCCAGAGCAUUCAUCAGCCAGGCCUGAGAGGUUUCUGCAGAUGAGCAAUGAUGAUUCUGAUGCUUAUCCAGAGUUCAGUGAGCAGUUUGAAGUUUCCCAGCUGUAUGAAUGCAACUGGAUUGUGGUGAAUUGUUCAACUCCAGCCAAUUACUUUCACGUCCUCAGAAGACAGAUCUUGCUGCCAUUCAGAAAACCGCUGAUUAUUUUGACACCCAAGUCACUGCUGAGGCAUCCAGAAGCUAAAUCCAGUUUUGAUGAAAUGGUGUCUGGUACCACUUUCCAACGCGUGAUUCCUGAGAAUGGGCUGGCAGCUCAUGCACCACAUGAGGUCAAGCGAGUGAUUUUCUGCACAGGAAAAGUAUACUAUGAUCUUGUGAAAGAGAGAAAGAAUCAAGACCUGGAGAAACAAGUAGCUAUAACCAGACUUGAACAGAUCUCACCAUUCCCCUUUGACUUACUGAAAGAAGAACUUGAGAAGUAUCCAGGUGCUGAUCUAGUUUGGUGUCAGGAGGAACACAAAAACAGUGGAUAUUAUGAUUAUGUCAAACCUCGUUUCCGCACUAUUGUGAACCACACUCGACCUAUAUGGUAUGUUGGCCGAGAGCCUGCUGCUGCAGCUGCCACAGGCAACAAGAACACGCAUCUGGUGUCGCUCAGAAGGUUCUUGGAUACAGCUUUCAACCUGGAGGCCUUUGAGGGAAAGACAUUCUAACUGCAGGGCACCGACCCAUCUCUGACUAGUAGUCUCUCAAAUCACUGCAUCCGAAAGAGGAAAUGACAGUGGGAAAAAUACUGGAAAUUAUGUAUUUUUGCUUUAGCAGAUAAACAGAUCCAGCAGCUGACUUCAUUAAUCUGCACCUUGCUCCCCAGUUUGUAAGGAAAAAAAAAAAAAAAUUCCAACUUACCUUCCACCAUUUUUUGUCACUUGUCUAUUUAGAUUGGGACCUCUUUGGCACAAGGAGAGUCUCCUAUCCUAUCCAAGGAUGCAGUGUCUAGCUCAGUGAGGCUCCGAUCUCAGUCUGUGGGCACUAUCUAAUUACUGUAAGUAAGUGGAGCAGGCAUGGACAGCAUGAUAGUUAUGCACGUCCCUGAAAAAGAAGAGAGUACGUUUGGGAGCCACUAAGGAAACAAGAUGCAUUGUUACAAGGAGAACGGUUGACAGUUAUUUCUAGAUAUGUUGGAGAGGAGUAAUGAAAGUGAAAAGCAAAGAGUUGAUAGAUGACUUAGGUAGAGAAAUGUGCUGGCUGUGGUUGUUGGAAGGAGAUGGUAAGGUAGCCUGGUGGUGUGAGGAGGAGGCUGGAGAUGGGGAGUCAGAUUACAAAGUUGCUAAACUAUGAGUGGUAACAAAAGUGGUGUGGACCACUUAGGUAUAAGGUGGAGGAGGGUGAUGAAGGCAGAAAUAAAAGGGACCAAGAAAAGGUUUGUUGGGGGUAACUGAGGAGGGAAGAAGUCUACACAAGACCACAGCUGACAGAGCAGUGGGUGAUCAGCAGGAGAAUUCAGCAUCAAAAGACUUCAGAAGUAAGAGGUGACAGCACCAAUUGCUCCCACUCCCUGGACUGCCUGCUUUGAUGUUCUGUGGUAUUAGGGAACUGUGGGGUCCUGUGAACAUCCUCAUUUUAAAUGAACACUCUUUCCCUCACCAAACUGCUAGGAUCUGCUUUUCUUUGACCUGUUAGCACCCAUAAAAAGAUUGUGUUUGGAUGAGAAGUCUGUGUUUGUGCAACAAGUAGUGGGUUCUGUGCGUUGUGUAGUGCUAAUCCCUGCCUCACAUCUCCUUGCUGAUAUUAAUUAAACUCUGAAGUGGCAAUUCCUGAUUUCGUCACCCUUUUUUAUGUAAGAGGAAGGUGGGCAAGCAACAGUUACUGUUUGACCAAAGGCACAUGCUGUGGUUUUGUACAAGUAGUAAUUGAUUGGGGGUUUUUUGUCCCUUGUGUUUACUUGUCAAUUAGGAUAUCAAUUGCCAUGUACUUUCAGUAUGGACAUAAAAGUGAACCGGCUCAAGAGCUGGCUCUGUGUAAGGCGGCUGAUGUACAGCAGGUGCUGGAGGGGAGAGUACAGCGAGGGUUGUUCUCUUCCCAGGAGAUAGUGCUUGGCUUCCUGGGAGGCACUGCACAGCAGGGUGGUCUCAGAGUGCCACUGCUUGUGCUUCCUCCGCAGUGCUAGAAGGCAAGUGGGCACCACUUUCCUCUCCCCUCUUAAUAUAUUAAGAACUAGUGUUGUCAGAAGUCCUGUUCCCUCUGCCCCAGGAGAACUUGGGUCUGGGUGAACCUUGUGACUGCAGGUUUCCGCACCACUAGACUACGUAGGGGCAGGAGACUUCCCUUCUUUCUGCUGGCUGGCAGAGGGAACUGCUCAAUUAACAAAGUGGUGUAGUAGGAGGCAGAGGAAUGGCCAUGCCUGUGUUGAAGCAGGAGGCAGUAACUAGCUGCACAAGGGCCCUGUGCCCCUGCCGUGCCUGGAGGGUUGUGCUAGAUCUGCUGAGCAGCCACUUUGAUACAUCGUAACAAGUGACUGGAAAACACAUAGAGGAGACUUCACCCCCAUCUCCAAUUCCCUGUCCUGAGCGUGCUCCUGGGACAUACUUGUGUUCUUGGCAGUUAAGUUUUACCCCGCUGCUGCUGUAUUGGCUGUGACACAAUAAGGCUUGACAGUUUAUGCCUGAUUCAAAGAGUCAGGUGAUGCUGGAAAGCUUCUUGUCUCAUCAAAAUAAAAAGCUGUAUUAGAAACUUUCAGCUAUCAUCAGGUACUACUUGUCCAAGCAGGUUACCAAAAAGGGAUGCGUGCCUUAUGCUGUCCCUUUAUUUGGCCUGGAGACAACAUGAUGGUGAAAAAAAUAAUCCUGCUGUCAGAGCAUAAAAUUGAUGUGGUAAGGUACUUACCAUGGGAUCCAGAACCAACCUUAGUCUAAUGUGCGUGAAACUCAGUAGCAUCCUUUUAAAUCAGGCUGGUUGCCUUGGGCUUUUUCUCUCAUUGAAACAUUGAAGCUAAUUCAGUCUCUUGAAACCUAAUGAACUUGGAAAGUACUGCAGUUGACAGCAGCAAAUAUUGUCUCCUGUCCAUUUCUAUAGCUCAAAACAUUAAGCUGAUAGGCAGUAACCAUCACCCAAAAUAUUUUAAUGCUUUUAUGAAUGCUUGUUUCUGUGGCAAGAAUUGAGUGCGGCUAAAUAUUGCUGGCGCCGUUUAUUGUAUUCUCAGUUUGCAUAAGGCAGGUCAGUGCUGCAUGAAAUAUGAUAAAUGCACUUAUGCCACAGUAUAUGCAGAGGUAGAAAACAAAAUUAACAUAGAAAUGUAAGUGGUAAAUGACAGGUUUCCAUUUUCAUUGUGUAUCAUAGAUUGUGGCAUAAUAGUUGCAUAAAAAUUCCA